Molecule: messenger RNA, 1861 nt
Organism: Arachis duranensis
Lineage: Eukaryota; Viridiplantae; Streptophyta; Magnoliopsida; Fabales; Fabaceae
Exons: 13
Coding region: 368-1861 (497 amino acids)
Biological process (GO): translation
Cellular component (GO): mitochondrial small ribosomal subunit
Molecular function (GO): methyltransferase activity; structural constituent of ribosome
Source: RefSeq, a predicted model, not a curated record
UUUUAUUAUUUAAUUCCGUUAUAGCUUUUUAGUUAUUAUUGAUGUCAAAUGUGUUGCUGCUGCUUAAGUUUGAGUUUGCUGCUCAAAUUUUUUACUUUAUCAGAAUGAUGUUAGGUGAAUUUCAUGUUGCUCAGUUUGGAAAUGAAAGCUUAACUGAGAUUGGUGCCGAUGAGUUUUUGCAAAUCAAGGAAAAAGGCUCACAUAUGAAUUGAAUUCAUUUCCAUGUGCCGAUGAGUUUUGAAUGGAUGGCAAUUUCUUAGUAUACUUCUCCGGCGAAGAAAUGAAAUACCGAAGAAUUGCAUAAACGAAAUGAAAAAAGCGUGGUUGUUUGGACCACAAGGAGUAGUGUGUUAAAUCCUGGGCCAACAUGGCUACCCAGACAAUGUCUGAAACUGCCCAGAAAAUUGUCACUCCUGAAACCCUCCGCUAUGCGGCCAAACAAUCUGAACGUUGCCUUGUUGUCCCUCUUCGUCUUCGCCGUGCCAUUAAGAAAUACCUUCGAGAGCAGGAGGAUCCACAUAUGAAGAGGAAAGUGUUGAGAUUAUCUCAAUCUUUCAAUACUAUCAAGAAUGUUAACCUGCAGCUGACCACCACUACAUCAAAGGAGAUAGUUGAAGACCCUUUAAAGUCUUUCGAACAAUCAAAGCGUUGGAAGAUCAAGAGUUCUUAUGGCGACAUCGGUCUGUCAUACAGGGAUGAUGAGACAGUUGCAUAUGUCGCUUCUCGCAUGCCUGCUGUUUAUUCAGCUUGUUACAGAGUACUUAAGGAGGUUCGUAAAAGGCUUCCUGGUUUCUCCCCAGCCAAGGUAUUAGAUUUUGGUGCUGGGACAGGUUCAGCUUUCUGGGCACUGCAAGAAGUCUGGCCAAAAUCUAUGCAAAAAGUUAAUCUAAUAGAACCAUCGCAGUCAAUGCAGCGUGCAGGUCGAAGUCUUAUACAAGGUCUCAAGAAUUUGCCACUUAUUCAUAGUUAUGAUAGCAUUCAAGCACUUUCCAAAAGUAUUGGGAAAUCAGAGAGAGGGCAUGACCUUGUGAUUGCUUCUUAUGUGCUUGGAGAGAUCCCAUCACUACAAGAUCGAAUUACCAUAGUUCGCCAGCUUUGGGAUCUAACACAGGAUGUUCUGGUUUUGAUUGAACCUGGAACACCUCAUGGAUCCAAUAUUAUUGCUCAAAUGAGAUCUCACAUAUUAUGGAUGGAAGAAAGAAGACACCGUAAAUCGAGUCUUAAAAAUGAAGCUGCUUGUAAAGAUUUGAUGACUCAGAAAGCUGGGGCUUUUGUGGUUGCUCCUUGUCCUCAUGAUGGGACUUGUCCGCUGGUAAAAUCUGGAAAAUAUUGUCAUUUUGUUCAGCGGAUGGAAAGGACGUCCUCACAGCGUGCUUACAAGCGUUCAAAGGGUGAGCCUUUACGCGGCUUUGAAGAUGAAAAAUUUUCCUUUGUUGCUUUCAGACGAGGACAAAGACCAAGGGAACCUUGGCCCCUCGAUGAUAUAAAACUCGAGACUCUCAAGGAGCAGCAUGAUAAAAGAAAUCCAGAGGACCUUGAGAUUAAUUAUGAGGAUUGGUUGAAAAUGCAAGAAGCUGAUGAUACCCCUCAUGAAGUAGUGAAUGGGAUAACUUGUGAUUCUGAUGCUGCGGAAACUGACAAGGAUGAUGGUGAUGAAGACGAAGAGUACAAGGAAGCAGAGGAAGAAACAGAUAGUGCUGAUCUUGGAGGCGGUUGGGGCAGAAUUAUAUUUAUGCCUGUGAGGAGGGGUAGACAAGUGACAAUGAUGACCUAUGGCCAUUUUGAAGCAAGCAUUAUGUGUGCUGUGUUCAAUUCUCUUUGGUUCAUUUCUUGGAGUUUUGGCCUUUCAAUUGGAAUAUAG